Molecule: messenger RNA, 5359 nt
Organism: Hypanus sabinus (Atlantic stingray)
Lineage: Eukaryota; Metazoa; Chordata; Chondrichthyes; Myliobatiformes; Dasyatidae
Gene: gusb
Product: glucuronidase, beta
Exons: 13
Coding region: 29-2017 (662 amino acids)
Biological process (GO): carbohydrate metabolic process; glucuronoside catabolic process
Molecular function (GO): beta-glucuronidase activity; carbohydrate binding
Source: RefSeq, a predicted model, not a curated record
GUGACCCGGGGGGCAGUUGGCGGGUAAGAUGGUGCGGAGCUGGUGCCUGCUGCUGUCGCUUCUCGGCUUGGCUGCUGCCCUGAGUCCGCGGGAGACGCAGACCCGAGAACUGAAAGAACUGAGCGGACUCUGGAGUUUCCGGGCCGAUCGGUCCUCGAGCCGGAACCAAGGAUUCGAGGAGAAAUGGUACCAGCGGCCGCUGAGAGAGACAGGGCCAGUGAUCGACAUGCCUGUUCCAGCAAGUUACAAUGACAUCACACAGGAUCCCACAUUAAGGAACUUCAUUGGCUGGGUUUGGUAUGAAAAAGAGGUUUGGGUUCCUCGAUGUUGGACUUCUGAUGCUGGGAAGAGAGUGGUACUCUACGUUGGUAGUUCCAAUUACUUCUCUGUUGUUUGGGUGAACGGUAUUCAGGUUACCUUCCAUGAAGGUGGCCACCUUCCUUUUGAAGCUGAUGUCACUAAAAUUAUGCAGGAUGGUCUGUCUCCAUAUAGAAUCACCAUAGCAGUAAACAACACACUUACCCUUUAUACUUUACCUCCGGGGAAGAUUCAACACAUGUCAGAUACAAAAAGGUAUCCGCCUGGCUAUUUUGUGCAGAUCAUCCAAUUUGAUUUCUUCAAUUAUGCUGGGAUUCAUCGGCCUGUUCUGUUGUACACUACACCUACCGUCUACAUCGAUGACAUAACAAUUAUAACAGAUAUCCAGGGUGAUAAAGGAAUUAUAAAUUACCAAGUGUCUGUUAGUGGAAGCACACAUUUCUCAUUGACACUGAAACUAUAUGGUCACAAAGGACAGGUUGUUGCCUCUGCCAUUGAUGUACCUUCAGCUGGCCAAUUUAAACUACAUAAUCCUAACCUGUGGUGGCCAUACCUUAUGCAUGAGAAUCCUGCAUACCUGUAUAGCCUUGAGGUGUAUAUGAAGAGCAAAAGUGGUGGCAUUUUGUAUGAAGAUUUUUAUACAUUACCAGUAGGAAUUCGCAAAGUUGAAGUUACUAAGACCCAGUUCCUCAUUAAUGGAAAGCCAUUCUAUUUCCAUGGAGUGAAUAAGCAUGAAGAUUCUGAUAUUCGAGGGAAAGGACUUGACUGGCCAUUGAUUAUCAAGGACUUUAACCUACUUCGUUGGCUGGGAGCAAAUUCAUUUCGUACAAGCCAUUAUCCCUAUGCAGAAGAAAUCAUGGAUUUGUGUGACAAAUAUGGGAUUGUGGUCAUAGAUGAGUGUCCAGGCGUGGGCAUCAGAGAUCCGGUGAGCUUUGGAAAUGAGUCCCUGACUCAUCAUUUAGCUGUAAUGAAAGAGCUGGUGCACAGAGACAAAAACAGGCCAUCAGUGGUAAUGUGGUCGGUAGCUAAUGAACCAGCAUCUGGACUACCACCAGCAGAACAUUACUUCAAGACUGUAAUUUCAGCAACAAAAGCUAUGGAUCCAACCAGACCUGUUACUCUUGUAACAAGCACUAACUAUGACACUGACAAGGCUGUCCAAUACACAGAUGUUGUUUGUGUGAACAGCUAUCUUUCCUGGUACCAUGAUUCAGGCCAUCUAGAGGUCAUUCAAUUGCAACUUACUGAUCAGUUUGAGAAUUGGUAUAAAAAAUACCAGAAACCAAUUAUUCAGAGUGAAUAUGGAGCAGAUACACUUCCAGAACUGCAUAGUGAUCCUCCUGUAAUGUUCACUGAAGAGUAUCAGCAAGCUGUAAUGCGGGAAUAUUUUAAAAUAUUUGAUGUAAAAAGGAAGGACUACUUAAUUGGAGAACUAAUUUGGAAUUUUGCUGACUUCAUGACUGACCAAACCAUUAGACGUGUGAAUGGGAACAGAAAAGGCAUCUUCACUCGUCAGCGGCAACCUAAAACAGCAGCUUUUGUUCUUCGGAAUCGCUACUGGAAACUGGCAAAUGAAACCAGAUACAUUUCUCCAAGGUUCUCUUGCCAGUCUCAAAACGAAGACCAUAACAUCUGUCGAAGGGAUGAAAGAAACUUCUGCACAGCCAAGUCACAAUUUCAUCACCCCUAUUCCCCGUAAAAUAGGUAAGGUAAAAUAGAUAUAAGCAGAGUUUUACCAAGGCCCUGUUAAUUUUGUAAUUUUUGAAUAUCUGUUGCUCAUUUAUAAACAUUUUCCCUGCCUUGUGGAAAUAACCCUCAGCGACUAUUAAAGGUUAACUGUAAUUAACUUUACAAUGUCUCAUUUAUUUUGUAUAAAUGUAUAGAAUUUUCUUAUCAGCAUUAGAACAAAUUCACAGCAAGAGUAAGGAAAUGGAUGACUUCUUAAAUAAAAACUUGAUAAUUAUGAUUGAUUUUUCCCUAAUUUACAAGUGUCAUGAGAUUAAACUGAAAGCUGUUGUUUGACAAAAGGUAUUCAAGGAAAUUUUUAAUGUAUGUUAACCAAGAGCAUGAGAGAGAGACGCACACGCACAAUACCUGCCUCAAAUACCUUCAUUCUCUUUAAAUGACACAUUAAUGAUUGACAAACACAAAAGGUUUUUUUAAAAACUUUUACAACCAAUAAAAUUUUCAAUGACUAUUAAACUAUUUGCCAGACUUUGUUUCAUCAUAUAUGCUGACAGAUUUAGGUACUAAUUUCCACAUAAACACAGACAAGGUGCUUCUGGAAACAUUAAAUAUGCAGUAAUUUACUCAUCCAUUCACUGUAUGUUACACUUCAUAGCUUGAAGAGGUUAAAGCUGACUACAAUAUUUUAGAAAGAAUUUGUUUCAGCAGAACUUAAUCUCAUUUGGCAGGAUUACUGCAGGCAAGUUUUUAAACUUCAUUUCUUUACACAUCCUAACAAGUAAAACUGACAUAGCAAUCCACAUUCUGAAAACACUGAAAUUAGCAGUAACCAAGAAGUGCCAUGAAAAAAAAAUCAAUGUUGUCGGAGAAAUUAUCAAGUAUUGAUCCUUAAGUGAACUUGCUCAGUUUAUGGUUCAUUUUGAAGUCCACCUACACGGUAGAAGCAAUCUUACAAAGUUAACAUUCAAAAAUUACAAGACUUGCUCAUGUAAAUUCUACAUUUAUUUCAUACCAAAAAAUUUGUGCAAUGAAUACACAUUCAUACAUAUUUACAAUUUUUGCUAUUUAGCAAAAUCAUAUUCUUGAACCUAUGUAUAAAAAAACGUUCUCGCCUGUGGCUGUGAAAGGGAUCAAUGCCCAGAGAGUCCACCUUGAAAGUUUUAAUGUGUGCUCAUGAGCUUGAAGCAGCAUUAAUAAAUAACUCUGAUGGAACAUAUUAUACAGAUCAAGAACAUAGUACUUCUGCCAUGCUAGAUAGUUUACAAAAAUAAAGAGCAUCUGUCACCCUGUCAUGUUCAUAAUGAUAAUUUACUGUAAUGAAAACCAUUUUAUUUCACUGUCUUUAAUAGGGGCCCAUUUGCCUAUAUUGAUACCAGUGAUAUGUAGUGAUAGGCCAAUACCAAUAGUUAUGAAUCUAUAUUCAAUUACAGUACAUCAUGAGCAGUAAACAUGGGUUUCAUGCUAGACAGUGCAAUAUUAUCAAACAAUGGUGGUGUAAGAGGGUUAAUACAGUUACAUUGAGACCUUAAAUUUGUCCAUCCUUCUACUGCUGGUAAAAAGAUCCAAUACUAAGAAAUACACAAAAUUUGAACCCAACCCAAAACAGUGGCAAAAAUCAAUAUUCAAUUUGUUUUGCACCAGACAUGUAGAAUUGCAGCUACAUGGUAUAGCCUUACUUCAAAACAGGAUCAAGAAUGCGCAUGUGUGGCCCACAGCCAGGAUAAAAUAACCGUGUAGGAAUAUUUCUUUUCCUUACAGCUUAUUGGGCCACAGGAAUGUCACAUAAUAUUACAAUAGCAUUCAGUGGUCAUCUGGAGCUCAGAGACAGACUUGAGUCACUUACUAUACCAGCAGCUUCAAGAAGCACAGAUACAAUAAAUGUACUUCCCCCAUAUUCAGGAUUCAAACUUUUGAGGCAAGCUUUAACUGUACCCUACUUCCUCUGGAUUAUCUCCAUUCUAUAAAGAAUGUAAUGGCUUUAAACAUCACCAACUAAACAUUUACAGUGCAAGGAUUAAAAAUAAACACAGUUAAGGACACACAAAAACACGUGUUGCAAAAUACUGGUUCCAUAAAUUACUGAUUGCAUAUGCAAUAUCUUGCACAUGAACAAGUUUUAGAUUAAAAUAAAAUUACUAUGUAUUAGCUUUACAUGCAGUCCUUGAUCGACAUAACCCAUUUUAUUUCAGCCAGUAAGCCUGCUGAUUUAAAACUUAUCUCACCCAUUAGACAAAGCACAUCAAACAGUCACUGGAAGUUGGUUUACUGAGCCAUGUAAGAUGAAUUGUGUUCAUAUGUGCAUAGCGUCUGAGGUAUACCAGAAUUGAUACAUUUUUAUCAAAGGUUGUUUCAAGGCAUAAAAAGUUACAUUCAGAAAAAAUAUUGGUUGAACAAUAUUUUUCUGCAAUAAACCAUAUUCACCAGUUCAAAGUUGCAAUGACGUUCAAUUUCAUGGAUUGUGAAAAUGCUUAAAGUAACCUCAUUCUAAUGAUAUCAUAAGCUACUUUAAGAAAUUUCAAAACUGUUCAGAUCUCAGUUAGUGCAAUAGACAAAGUUUUCUUUGAUGUGAAUAAUUACAGUACUGGAAAAAGUUAGUAAAUUUGCUGCAAUUUGUAGUUUUAGGGACACAAAUAUAUUUAAUUGAAAUCUUUAUCUAGUGAAGCAAUGACUACAAGAUAAUCUACCUGUUAUUACUCACUUAAUACACAUUUCCAACAAUAUCUGAGCACCACAGUUUAAACCAGGCAAAAGCCUCUUCAAUGCUAAAUGUCAAUGUGCAUACAAUAGAAUACUCCCAAACUGUUCUGAAAUUAUAAUGAGCAAAUCAGGCAUUUCAAAUUCUGGAUGGCAGUUAAUUGUACAGAAAGAGAGAGAAUCCUUUAUUUAAGCCUCUGUCAUGCAUAUUUAAAUGUUUUAUGGGUCAGAACUGAAUUUAAAUACUUUCUUAAUGGCAGUUAUCAAACUUGCCAUAUAAACAGCUUAUUUCUAUCCAUGAAAUCCAACCAAUUUGAAAGUUAUGUUAUAAGCAAUGCUGCUGAAAUCAACUUGUCUUAAUCGCAUAAACACUUGGCACAAUGGUGUUAUACUGAAGACAAAGGGGCCUCAACCUAAUGAAAACCUCAAAACUUGUCCAUAUUAUAAAAAAAGCUAUGUACAGCGCAAUUAAAUUCAAACCAAAAGGGGUCCAUUAAAUAAGGUCACUAAAGACUCAACUUUUAAGCUUGGGUCUGGCUGACCAGGCAUUUCUAUAGACGUAGUCCUGAUGCUGCUUUAUUCAAGAAUAUUAAAAAUACUGAAACAUAAAAUGUCUAAAGUGCAACUUCAAGUCGUUUUUGUAAAAAACAAAACUAUUAUA